This is a messenger RNA of Lingula anatina, 5440 nucleotides long. RefSeq lists its product as uncharacterized. The record is from RefSeq and is a predicted model, not a curated record. NCBI's taxonomy places the organism in Eukaryota, Metazoa, Brachiopoda, Lingulata, Lingulida, Lingulidae.
UGUUUGAGGAGGCUUGACACUUGGUUCACUUGUCCCAUUUUAUAUAGGAUUGCUUGUAUCUCAGAAAUGGAUGGAGGUUUGAAGCUGAAUUUGCUACAUACAUACAUAUAUUUACCUAGUCCACACAGUUGCUACAUUUCUAUUUUUAAUUGUUCACAAUGCGAUAAAGUAACUAACACUAACUGAGUUUGAGACUGAACAUUUGAAUAGUGGGGUGAGGUAAAUGGAAUUUGGUGACUUGUGUGUAGGGUGUAGCUAACCCUUUGUUAAAUUGGUAUUCAUCCCUACAGCUAGGAGGUAGUGUUUAAGAGCAUUCAUGAAGUGGGUCCUUGUGACUACAGUGCCAUUUUGUUGAAGAAAAAGCUUGCUGCGAGAGCUAUGUGGCUGCAUAUUGUAAAAUAAGGAUAUGAAAUGAAAAGACUUCAAAAUAAACUUUUUAUUGAAAAAUGUAUGCAACAUGUUGGUUUAUCUUGGUCAGUCAGAAUUAAGAUAACCAAAUCUCUGCCCCCCUCCCCCAAUUCCCAUCCUUAAGAAAAAUGGAUGUAAAAGUUUUCUUCUAUAACUACACAUUUUAUCAAAGUCAAACACCAAUAGUAAAUAUAUAAUAUGUCAUUCAUACAAGUAACAGUUAAAUUUUAUUUCAGUUCUUCAUGCUAAAAUGCAUGUCAAGUACUGGGAAACAAAAGAGAUAGCCAAAAAGGCAGACAAGUGUUUUACAAGAGAAAUGCUUCAAGACCUGGCUCAAUUCAAAAGGGCAGCUGACUCUUUCAUCAAAAGAGGGGCACAUUUAAUCAAGCUCAUUGAAGGUUGUGUGGAGUGUGUGUUAAUGUUUGAUGCUGCAGAGAAGUUACAAAGUUUCUGGACAGAGUACAAGUCUGGGGAUUUAUCUAAGUUUCUGACAAAUGAGUACAUCACCCAAGAACUUGAAGAGAUGGAGGGAGAAGAGCUGUAUAUGGAUGUAUACAUUAGUGAACAAGAGUUGGCUAUAGCCUGGGAUUUCUUCACAAAACCAGGAGAACCAGAAACCCAAACCAAUAUAGAAUUGCCCUCUACAUCUGGCAGUCAAAUAAAGCAAGAGAGGCCAUUGACUAUUAGGCAAAAUAUUAAAGUGGAACUUGGAACAGUACAUUAUCAAAAGAGUUACCACAUCAUGAAGUCAGAAAAAGAAACUUCUGCAAUGUGUGAAGUUUGGGGAUCCAUAUUUGCACACAUAUCAACCCGUGUGUCAUGCACUUGGAAGGAGUUAGCUUUACAUUUAAAGUUUACUGCGGAAGAUACACAAGCCAUUGUGUCCCAGCACCCUAAUGAAGAAGAAGCACAGUGUUUAGAAUGCUUAGAAAGUUUCCUAGAGAGGAACUAUGACCAACCUGUUGAACAAAUCACAGCACAUCUGCUUACUGCUUUGUACACGAUGCAUCAACAAACAUUUGCUGAGACUGUGGCUGAUCUGCUAACAAUGGAAGGUCUCCCAGUAUGUCAUGAACUUAUUCAAAGACCAGUGGUGUGUGACACCUUGUCCUCUGAUGCUAGUUAUAAAGACUAUCAGAAAUAUGACUCUGGUGAGGACAAUGACAGUAUCAACAGUGAAAUAUGUCUUGGAAACACAAUAAGUAAUUCAGAUGAAAACGAGUGUCAGAAAGAAAAAAGCUGUCAUGCACCAAUAAAAGAUGGAGAUAAAAAACUCCCAGAACAAAGUGCUAACACUGAGAACAAUGCUGAUGGGUAUGGAGAGGGAAAUCGAGGUAAUGAAGAAGCUGAUCAUCAUGACAGUGAAGUUGAUGAAACUUUAGAGACUUUGAAUUAUGAACAAAGCUCUGAAAAUGAAGAAUCACUCCAUGUAGCAAAGCUCCAGUCUUUGCUUUCAUCAGAAACCCCCCCAGAGGACAAGAGACAUGUGGAGGAUAUUGUAAAACUGCUAGAACUUUCUCCAGAACUAUUUACAAAACUCAACAAAGUUGAACAGAAAAAGCUUGCUUCCAUGCUUCUUUGUGUAGGCUGUGAUUCAAAUGAAAAUGCUAAAAGGUGCAGAAAUUUGAAGCAAAAUAUUUUAAAACUUGCCUCCCCAAAACAUAAAGCUUUCACUAGUCUUCUAAAAACAGAGCUGUUGGAACUGUUACAUAAUGCUGAAGGAGAAAAUACAUUACACUUAAGUGAAAACUGGAAACUUCUGUCACAAACACCUAAAACAGAACUCAAAACCUGGCUAGUCAUUGCAGAAAUCUUUAUCAAGCAACUUCGUAAGAAUGAAAAAAAGACAAAAAUUUUGAAAAUACUUGCUAGAAAUCAAACCUUGCUGAAGCUCGUUCUUCAACAAAUCAAAAUGCUUCCCAAUGAAGAUGGGAGAGAUACACUGAAAAAUUUAGUCUUUGACCUGGAUAAACACUGCAGUGGUAGAGGAGUUGGUCUUGCUGUCUAUUGUCUAUUGUUACAUGACUAUCAGAGACAGGACCUACACACAUACAAUAACACCUCAGAGCAGUCAGAAUGUAUGAAAAUCAUAGCUGAGGGUAGGGGGACGUCUGAAGAAGUGCUCAAACAACUUUACCAAACCCACAAAUCCAGAAACCUGUCAGCAGUAGAGAGGACAUUGUUUCUGAAUGUGCUGUCACAGCAUGUAGAGAUCCACAGAUACCAGUGGUACAUGUAUAACACAGUUGACAUAGUUGCAAAAGAAAAUGCUGUAAUUCUGUUGCAAUAUUUCUUAACAAGCAAUAACACCACUGACUCAGAGCAGUCAAAAUGUAUGCAAAUCUUAGCCAAGGAUAAAUACACAUCUGAAGAAGUCCUCAAACAACUUUACCAGACAGACAAUGCCAGAACCCUGUCAGCAGUGGAGAAGGCAUUGUUUCUGAAUGUGCUGUCACAGCAUGUAGAGGUCCAUAAUGGAUGUUAUUUUGCUGAAGCAGGGAAUGCUAUGAUUCUGUUGCAGUCUUUCUUAACAAGCAAUGACAUUACUCACUCAGAGAAGUCAAAAUGUAUGCAAUUCUUAGCCAAGGAUAGGGGGACAUCUGAAAAAGUGCUCACACAAAUUUACCAGACCCAUACUACCAGAACCCUGUCAGCAGUGGAAAGGAGAUUGUUUCUGGAUGUGCUGUCACAGCAUGUAGAGAUUUACAGAUACCAGUGGCACAUGUAUAACACAGUUGACAUAGUUGCAAAAGAAAAUGCUGUAAUUCUGUUGCAAUAUUUCUUAACAAGCAAUAACACCACUGACUCAGAGCAGUCAGAAUGUAUGAAAAUCUUAUCUGAGGAUGAAAACACAUCUGAAGAAGUGCUCAAACAACUUUACCAAACUCACAAAUCCAGAACCCUGUCAGCAGUGGAGAAGGCAUUGUUUCUGAAUGUGCUGUCACAGCACACAGAAGUCCAUGAGAGCUGUGACAAAGCUGUAGAAAGGAAUGCUGACAUUCUGUUACAGUAUUUUUUCACAAACAAGAACAUUUCUAACACAGAGCAGUUAAGGUGCAUGGAUAUCUUAGCGAAAAACCAGCUUACAUCAGAAUUGGUUCUGAAGCAGUUUUGUCAGCAUCACACUAUUGAGGACAUUCCAGAAUCAAUAUUCCUAGAUGUGCUGUCACAGCAUGCAAAAGUACAUGGACUAAGUCUGGGUGCUACUUUAUGUGAUAUGGAAAUGAUGCUUACUAUAACUGAUAUCUUUAUGCAGCACUUGGCUUCUCAAAGAUUUUACAUAUACAAUUCUCAUAAAACUCCAUUAGCAUUCAGUUCAAGUGAAGACAGGGGAAUGGCUGCAUGGAAAAGCAUCUUUGAAAAAGACAAAUUCCUUUCCAUUAAAGCAUUGGAAAAGUUGCUUCAAUACCACGAAUCUGGCGAUCUUUCAUUUGAGGGCUGGAAAAUUAUGUCAGACUUGACAUGCCAACAUAUUAAAGUUCAUGGACGUGAAAGUCUGCCAUCUUCUUUAAAAGCAUGGCAUGUAAACUUUAGCACCAACUAGCAAGAAUUAUGGAACAUCCAUAUGACAGAAAUAUGCUAGAGGCAAAAUUUAACUUUAUGUGAGAGCAAGCAAGUUGUGUGCUGCAUCAGCACUUUAAUGGUCAUAUACAAUUAUACAAACACUGAAAACUUCAUACAUUGUUAAAAUAUAAUAAUAAUGGAAAAGAUACAGGCAUAAUGGAAAUGCAUUAUGAACUAGUCUGAUCACAAUACUUCACCUUUUAUAUAUGAUUUGGUUAAUAUUUUUUAAUUACUUAUCUUUUGAGAAUUUAUUUUGUAAAAUGUUACCAAUGCAGCUUGCACCAACCCAGAUAGCAUCUUUGGUCUUGCAGAAAAUGUGAGCUAUGAAGUUUAAGCAAAACUCAGUUGGUGAGUCUACGCGUUUACCGAGACACGAGUGUUGUACAAAAAUUCUGAUUAAAGAGAAUGUUUAAAUGUGUAACAAAAUUGAUAAUGAAAUUGUUAAUUAAUUUUGUUAUAGGUCACUGGAGAAGACAAUUUAUAAUUUAACUCAAUGUUGGUUUCUACUUUAUUGCAUGCAUUUUUUUCAUAAGCUUUUAUUCAAAUACAUGUACUUGUUAUGAUAAGAAAAUUAUUUUAGCAGUCUGUCUUUGUUUGAUGCCAUCUUAGUAAAUUUCUGUGAAAAGCUUAUUCUUUACUUUGCUGUAAUAUUAAUUACAGGCCAAAAUUAUGUAAUUUUUUGCAUGUAUAACUGCAGCAGAUUUUGUAGCAUAUCUGUUCUUUAUUUAUAAAGGAAUAUUUCCAAAUAAUAUUAUUUGUUUUUGUUUUUACUGCAAUUUAAUGUUAACAUUCCUAAGAAUUAGUUGGCAGAGGAAAAACUACAGAAGCUGUGUCUUACUUUGUACUUUUGAAUCACUAACUUUCCAUGGUACUUCACAUUAAGCAACUGAUCAUAAGAUCUUUGCAGGUCCUUGGGAACAGUGAUUGAGACUGUAGUCUUAGGGCCUGUUCAGAACCAGUUGAUCUACAGACUAACUGGCCCACAUGGGAACAGUGAUUGAGACUGUAGUCUUAGGGCCUGUUCAGAACCAGUUGAUCCGCAGACUAACUAGUCUAUGGGACAGGGCACAGAUCAACUGAUUCUGAACAGGCUACAGACAUGAUCCUAGGUUUAAAAAAAAAAAAAAAUUAAUUUUAUCGAAUCUCAGACAAGACGAAUCUCAGUAACCAUCAGAAUUGAAUAAAAAAAUGUGGAAUUCUGCAUUUACGCGAAAAAAGCUCAUGUCUUUGUCUAUGAUAAGUCCAAAAUGCUAUAUUUUGGCAAUUUUUUAAUCUUGACUAUCCACACUGUUACAGUGUAUGUAAUCCUUGGUUUUGUUUGAAAUUUUUACAAGCAUUCAUUCACAUUUAUUGUCAUCUACCAGUACAAACAUACAGUGUAAUGAACAUGGUGCAUAUGGACUUUCAAAGCAGAACUCACUUGUGUAAUCACAGCAUUGCACUGAGAUCCUCUACCUGCCUCUAUAAA